GACAUAAGUAUGAUUUAUUUUUGUGUUUAGUGUAAUAUGGAAACCUUGUAUGUCACUUAUGGAGCAAUUAUUUUAUGUUCGAUCGGCAGUUUAACACUAGCAAAGCCUUUUGAAGACGAAAAAAGUUUCAGUGAUGACAAUAAAGUAAAUUGCGCGGAUUCCAGUGAAGGCAUAGAGUACGAGAAACCCAACCAAAAUUCGUUUUCUGACUACUACAAACCUCGUGUUAGAUUUGAAGGCUCGGACAAAUUUCCUAACAGAGUAUAUGGCUAUGACAAAAAAAGAUCUACAAUAGACGAAAUAACAGAUAAUUUGGCAUCAAGUUCUUUACAAAAACGACAAGUUGGUGUAGUGUAUCGUGACGAUAAACCAAUUGGAAUAUUACAACCUUAUCAGAGAUCGUAUAGAUUUAUACCCGUAAAAGAAGAAAAUGACUUAUACACUUUUAGUGCUAGCCAAAUUCAAGAUUUACCUGUUGUGACGGACGUAGACAAACGCGAAAUAAACGGAAUCAAUUUAGAUCCGGCUCAACUCGACGAAACUUACCCAUCUAUUCUUACCAACUUUAAAAUAGACAACAAAUUGGACAAAAAAAGAAAUUACGAUGCUUUCACUGAUGACAAUGUUCGUGAUCUGAAAGCAACGAUUCGUCGAUUAAGAUCAUCCAACCCGCACAACAAUGAACAAAUUGAAGAAGAACUUAAGAAUAUCUUAGACGAUAUGGGUUUGAUUGAAGACGAAGAAGUUCAUGGAGAAAAACGCGAGGUGGUCGACGAUCAAAUGGACGACGAAAACGAACCUGCGUCGCUCGAGGAAGAAACAAAAUUUGAAAAAGAAAGAAAUAAACGAGACGAAACCUGCAUUCGUAACGAAAACGCAGACGCAAAUGGUAAACCUUUGUCAGAACAUACAUUUCUAAAUUCUGAUGAAAAAAGAAACGAAAUCAAGAACGAUCCCUUUGGAAAUCCACUCAAUAAACGCGAAACUGUAAAAGAAGCGCAUCGUAUGAAGAGGCAAAAGCAAGAGAUAGCGACAACAAUGAACAAAGAAAAUUCGGAGCUCGUCGAAAACUUGAAAGAUUCGGGAGACUUGAUGAUUAGCGGAAACAAGUCACCUUUAGCUUCUAGUUCAGAGAUUACAGUGAGAGACACGGAAAAGCAGCAACUGGAGAAAAGAGGGUAUGAUGAAGAUAAUGAAGAUUACGACAACAGAGUUGAAAAGCAAAUUCAGAGUAAAAUCAAUUCGCUUAAGGAGGAGGUCAAAAGAGAAAUCGAAGCUUUGAAAAAGAACCAAAAUGAUGACGAUGACGACGACGAUAUUCAAAGGAAGAAAAGGCAAGCGACAGAUAAUUUGAUUAACGAAGAGACUGAUGAACUUAAUCCUGCUUUGAAUCCUGACAGUGAACUGAAACCUUUAAUUAGAAAGAGAAGGCACCUUAAUGCUAGUGUAAGUAAACAUCAUACAAAUGCAACGAAUGUUCGAAAGAAACGUGAAACGAAUUUCUUUGUUACUGGAAGAAAAAAACGACGAUCUGAUCGUUCUCCUGAUAGUCGUUCUCGAGAGGACAACUAUAAGUCGCACCAGAAGGAAAAUGACGAGGGUGGAGAAUUGUUAGGGGGUGACGAUUUUGACGAUGGAGGUGUUUAUAAAAGACAAAUUUAUGACAAAGAACAAGAGUAUGCAAAUUUAAAUAUUGAUGAUUCUAAAUUGAAUAAAUAUUUACGUGACGAACGUAAACGGUCAGGGAUUCCUUCAAAUGAACCAAAUUCUUAUGACAAUUAUGGGUAUCAUAACUUUUUCUAUGAUAAUAAUAAUAAUGCUAGGUUAAAAAGACAAAAUUUUCGAGAUAACUUUUUCAAAAAUAACGUUGUGCGACAACGAUAUGCUCCAUUUAGUUCAAAUCAGUGGAAGUCUAGGUUUAGAAGAAGAAUUAGCGAAGAUCAGGUGUUAUCUAAUAGACCACAACAGUUAAGUGACAUGUCAGAAUUGGAUCUUUUUGGUGCAUUACCAAAAAGUUAUGAUGGAGAGUUAUCGAGAUACAAACGAGUAAAACGAAAAUAAAUUUUAUUAACAUAUUUAUAUGUAUUUACUGUAAUUUUACAAUA
This is a messenger RNA of Zophobas morio, 2105 nucleotides long. RefSeq lists its product as uncharacterized. NCBI's taxonomy places the organism in Eukaryota, Metazoa, Arthropoda, Insecta, Coleoptera, Tenebrionidae. The transcript has 4 exons. The coding region runs from base 37 to 2061 and encodes 674 amino acids. The record is from RefSeq and is a predicted model, not a curated record.